Messenger RNA from Ipomoea triloba (trilobed morning glory), 975 nucleotides. RefSeq names its product E3 ubiquitin-protein ligase ATL9-like. The record is from RefSeq and is a predicted model, not a curated record. Lineage: Eukaryota; Viridiplantae; Streptophyta; Magnoliopsida; Solanales; Convolvulaceae. The coding region runs from base 98 to 679 and encodes 193 amino acids. The transcript has a single exon.
AAAACAGCUCUCAUCUAUCUAUCUCCACCCUUAUAUAUAUAUAUAGAACCAGCACAGCCGUUUCUUGGGACCUGGAUUAUAUUCCUUAAAACAAGAAAUGAGAUCCAUUACGAGGUUAUGUUCGGUCAUGCACGGACUCUUAUCCGUUUUCUUCUCCGCGUGGCUCCCCCACGCUCUGAAGAUCACACUACUCUCCGCAAUUAUCGCGGCGAGCGCGUGCGCGCACGCCAUCACGGACUACAAAUACAACGCCAUGAUCAAGAAGCGGACGUCCACGUUCGUUUACCGGCAAAAGAAGCAACACUACUACUUGUCCCGGCGGCCGGCGCCGCCGGGGACGGCGGAGCCGUUGGAGUGCGCGAUUUGCAUAACGGAAUUCUCCGACGGGGAGGUGGGGAUGGAACUGGAGAAAUGCGGGCACAGGUUCCACGCGGCGUGCAUGGAGAAAUGGGUGGCGCAUGGGACGGGGAGCGGUAGCUGCCCGCUCUGCCGGGCUCCGGUGGCGCGUGAAGGCGCGGUGGAAGAGCAUCGGAAAGCGAAGAGCGAAGGGCGGCUGCUUAGUAACGCGUUCCGGGAAGAGUUGGGGCUUCUUUUGCUUUCGGGGUUGCGGGGCGUGAGUUGCUGUCAGGGGCACAACAUUACAGCUGACUGCAAGUUGACUGCUUCUAGGAAUUGGUAGCAUUAAAUUAGUGGGGCUUCAAAUCGUUGAAUUAUAUUAAUUGUUUGUUUCAUUGUUUCAAGAUUGGCGAUUGGUGGGUGGAUCCGAUGAUUUUCCGUGUGUUAGAUAGGGUUUGUUGAACAUUGAAGUCGAUUGAAUAGUGAUUAGUCAACAAUGGCAGGGUGGCUGCGCUGCUGCUGCUAGUACAGUGAUGUGCAUCGUAUGUAUGUAUAUAUAUAUAUAUAUAUAAAGCAUAAAAUUGAUUUGUAUAUAUAAUUCAGUAAAUAAAAUCCAUUGCAUACAUUUAAUUUGGUCAA